Messenger RNA from Prorocentrum cordatum, 1338 nucleotides. The record is from the annotation of a GenBank genome assembly. NCBI's taxonomy places the organism in Eukaryota, Dinophyceae, Prorocentrales, Prorocentraceae.
AUGUGCAUCGACACGAGGGCGCUGGAUGAGAACUUCCAGGCGAAGAACCAGUACGUGUACCACAUCGGUGCCAAAGGGCGUCUCCCUACAGGAGCAGCCGACUGUCUCUUGAAGUUGGACAGCCAUGUCUACACAGCCUCUGUCAUUGACACCGCCACGGCGGACUUUCUCAACACGUCGUGCUACGUACAGGGCGGCCCCAACAACAGCAACCAGUACCAUAGCUUCACCGUAGAUUUCAACUCGUUCAACUGCAUGACGGCAUUGAAUCGCGUUGGCGCGAACGAUUGCGUGUUCGUGGCCCGCGAGGGUUGCACCCCCAUUGCCGACUCCGACCGUCAGCGUUUCUACAGGGCCAGCUCCUCCCGGAACACCGAUGGAUCCAUCGACAGGGCCGCCUGUCUCAUGCAGUCGGACAGGCGGGUCGACAUGGCUUCGGUCAUGAACGCGCUCAUUUCCGAGCCCCACGUGACCACUGACACAGGCUGGGGUACGGGGUCUGUCUCGAGGUUCCGCGGUGAUUGGGGUUCACCUGCUACGUUUAGCAUCCCCGAGGGAAUUCUCGGAAUCCAGGAUGCCAAGAACCCGGAGGACAUCCCCAGAACGAGCCCCACAGGCUACUGCGUCGUGACAGACCAGACCACCAUGAGCAGACCCACGGUCGAGAUGUACCUCGAUGAUCCUUCGCUCUUCGAGGGCAGAUUCAAUCGGGACGCGCCCGCAAAAGCUGUCAGGUGUGCCAGGCAGCAUCUGUCUGGCCUGGUGAUGCGAGGUCCUGCUCUGAACUGGAUCUGGCCCUCCGCGGCGCGCCGCGUCCAGAUCAGGAUCUAUCAGGGUGGGGCCACCCCAGCGGUCUGGGAGCGUCUGUUGACGGGCGCCGGCUACCUGUAUUCAGGGCGGGCAGGCCUGGCGGUGUUUGGAGAGGUGGUGAAGCGCGUGGACAAGACGAAUUCGCUCGGCCCCGUUCCCGAGUAUCGCCACGAGGGCGGGCUGACCCAUGAAGCAAUGGAGCACGUGAGAGACUUGAGCGACCCGGUGGUGGUGAAGGCGAUUGACGCUUGCAAGACCAGCCGGGUCGAGCUGCCCACCCCGGCACCCCCGGAGGUCGCGGGCUCCGCCUUGUCGAUCACCGGGCCGGCCGGUCGCGUGGAGGACGCCUCCAAGAUCCGCCUGCUCAACGCGCCGGCGCGCGUCAGCGGCACGGCGGCCCCGACCACAACGUCGCGGACGCUGCGUGAGGGGCGCCGGUGGGUGCCGCGCCUCCGCGCUUGGAGCGACCGCGUCGCACGGGUGCGCUGCCGCGCAUGUUCGGCGGAGGCCGCGAGCGCCCACCCGUAG